Messenger RNA from Microstroma glucosiphilum, 3316 nucleotides. Its product is annotated as putative AAP1-alanine/arginine aminopeptidase. Gene Ontology annotation, biological process: peptide catabolic process; proteolysis. NCBI's taxonomy places the organism in Eukaryota, Fungi, Basidiomycota, Exobasidiomycetes, Microstromatales, Microstromataceae. The record is from RefSeq and is a predicted model, not a curated record. The transcript has a single exon. The coding region runs from base 435 to 3248 and encodes 937 amino acids. Gene Ontology annotation, cellular component: cytoplasm. Gene Ontology annotation, molecular function: zinc ion binding; peptide binding; metalloaminopeptidase activity.
UCUCUGACUCAUACUCGGUACCAACCACAGUUAAAGCUGGCACAGGCAUCCCUCUCUGCCCGCCCGAACACUCCAUCUACCAACGCGGUUAGACAAUUAUCGUCCUUGGUCAAGGCAGCGCCCCUAUCGGUGAGCAUCGGGCAAGUUCGUGAAUGGCAAGCCAGCGACGUGGAGGAACUUCGACGCCCGUAUCUGCCUUGCCUCGCUCUUCUUCUUCCAAAGCAUCAGUUUGGCGCCGGCAGAUUCUCACCACUCUCCUUUGCUCUCUCUGUGUUGCACUUGGUGCCUUUCUCUUUGUCGCCCCUCAGAAGUCCUUAGACAAAGCCACCCAACCCAAUCUGGAACGACUUAGACGCAUUCUCGGACACCUGCGCUCCGCUUCGACACUCUCUGCCACCGAAAGAACCUCUCAGCAGCCAGUCAAUCUGCCAACAAUGACCGACUACUCUGAAUUCAAGCUGCCAGCCACGGUGGUCCCAUCCCACUAUGACCUCCUCAUUCACUCCGACCUCAAAGCACUUCGCUUCUCGGGCGUUGUCACCACCACGCUCAAGGUGACAGACCCCAAGGGCAUCAGUGAGCUCACCUUCAAUGCUGGGCCAAAGAUGAAGUUCGGAAAGGCAAUUGUGACCUGCGAACAGCUCAAGACAGAGACCAAGCAGAGCAUUGACCAAGUCAGCACCGAUAGCAAGAAGGAGAGGGCGACUGUCAAGCUGGCCACUCCUCUGCCAUCAGGAGCCGAGGCCAAGCUAACCGUCGCCUUUGAGUCUGAGAUCGAUGAUAGUAUGAUGGGCUACUACUAUGCCACCUCAGAGCAUGAGGGCAAGAAGAUCAUCUCAGCCCUGACUCAAUUUGAGCCCACGUCCCAGAGGCGAGCCUUCCCUGGUUGGGAUGAGCCUGCACUCAAGGUGACAGUCAGCUUCAAGAUGAUUCACCGCAAGGAGAACGUUGCACUGGCCAACAUGCCCGUUGAGAAGGAGACUGACGUUGCGCAUGAUGACAUCGAAAAGCUGCUUCGAGUGAGCGAGUUCGGAGUCCAGGCGCCAUACCACUCUCAGUAUACCUCUUCAAAGCCUGCUCUCAAGACCGAGGGAAAGACUGAGAUCAAGUCUACUGCUGAUGAAGCUUCCAACAAUUGGGUGCUGACAGAAUAUGGCAUCACCCCCAAGCUGUCCACAUACCUCAUUGCUUGGGCGGAGGGUCCGUUCAGCAAGCUCAGCUCGAGCAUCAAGAGUCCGCACAGCGGUCGAGAGAUUGGCAUCAACGUCUAUGCCACCGAGGACUUCAUCAAGCAAGCCCAAUACACCGUCGAGGUCACCAAGAAGGUCUUGCCAGUGUACGAGCAGGUAUUCGACAUUGAGUACCCUCUCCCCAAGCUCGACACCCUUGUCGCUGCGGACUUCGAUGCAGGUGCGAUGGAGAAUUGGGGUCUCAUCACUGGUAGAACUUCGGUCUACCUGUACGACCCCGAGAAGAGUGGCCUCAAGGGACAGAAGCAAACUGCCGCCGUACAGUCCCACGAAGUCGCCCACCAAUGGUUCGGCAACAGGACCACGAUGAAGUUCUGGGACUGCUUGUGGCUCAACGAGGCCUUUGCCACUCUCAUGGGCGAGGUAGUCAUCCUCGACAGGUGCUUCCCUGAGUGGGAGUCUGCAUCCGAAUUCAUCCACUCUCAUCUCCAACUCGCUCUCGACCUGGAUUCGAAGCGCUCCUCUCACCCCAUCGAGGUACCUCUCAGUACCGAGACUGGCGAUCUGGAGAGCGCCAUCAACCAAAUCUUCGACGCCAUCAGUUACUCCAAGGGCGCGUCCGUCCUGCGAAUGCUGUCGCAGAUGGUCGGCGAGGACGUCUUCUUGAAGGGAGUCAGCUUGUACCUCAAGAAGCACGCCUACGGCAAUGCUCAGACCGAGGACCUUUGGGAGGGCAUCAGUAAGUCUUCUGGCCAGGAUAUCAACAAGAUCAUGCACAAGUGGAUUCUGCAGCAGGGCUUCCCGGUCCUCUCCAUCCAGGAGGGCACUAAUUCGAUCAAGGUCACACAGAACCGAUUCUUGAGCACUGGCGAUGUCAAGCCGGAAGAGGAUGAGACGCUGUGGUACAUCCCACUUGCUCUCAAGACCGUUGGCAACAAUGGUGCCGAGGUUGACCAGUCUGCAGUCCUCGCUGAGAAGCGUGAGAUCGAGUUGCCCAUCAAGGACGUCAAGAACUCCAUCUGGAAGCUCAAUGCCGACACGACGGGAGUGUACCGAGUUGCGUACUCGCCUGAGCACCUUGCCAAGCUGGGCAAAGAGGCUGCCAACAAAUCCGGUGUCUUUUCUCUCGAAGACAGGAUCGGUCUCGUCUCCGACGCCUUUGUGCUCGCAGAAGCUGGAUACGGAAAGACGUCUGGAGGUCUCGACUUGCUCAAGGGCUUCAACCUCGGCGAUGACCGCUACCUUGUGAAUGCCGCUGCUGCUUCCCACCUCGCCUCUAUCACCAGCGUCUGGUGGGAGCAGCCACAGGAACUUCAGGACGCUCUAGAUGCUUUCCGAGCGGACAUGUUUGGCCCCACUGUCAAGAAGCUGGGCUUUGACUUCCCCAAGACUGACUCGCCGGACAUGGUUCAGCUGCGAGCAGAGGUCAUCAGGGCUGCUGCAGCAGCAUCGGACGAGUACACCUUGAGCGAGAUCAAGCGCCGCUUUGCCCCUCUGAUGGAGAAGGGCGACGACAGUCUCAUCCCUGCAGACAUCAUGCGAACCGUCUUCUCCCAGGCGGUGAAGCAUGGAGGUGAAAAGGAAUUCGAAACUGUCCUCGCCGUCUACAGGAAGCCCGAGACGCCCGACCACCAGCAGGCAGCACUGCUGGGUAUGUCUCAGACACGCGACCCGAAGCUUCUGGAUCGCUACAUCAAGUGGGCCUUUGAGUCCAGUGAGGUCAAGCUUCAGAACUUCAUGUACCCUGUCGCUGGACUUUCCAUGAACCCUCUGAGCCGACGAAGGCUGUUCGAGGAGAUGACUACCCGAUACGAAGAGAUCCUGAAGCGAUUCGAGGGCAACUUCAGCUUGGGCAGGAUCUUCCAGUACUCCCUCAGCGGUUUCACGACCAAGAAGGACCUCGAGGCCGUCGAGGCCUUCUUCAAGGACAAGGACACUGGAAAGUACUCGAGCUCGCUGAAGCAGGGUCUGGACUCGGUAAGGGCCAAUACUGCUUGGUUGGAGAGGGAUGCUGCAGAUGUCGAGGCAUGGCUUAAGGCAAACAACUACCUCAAGUGAGGCGGGAUGAAACGGGGACAUGAGGCGCGGAGCGUCCGGAAACAUGGGUUCUCAAUGGGAAUGUGUGG